Symbiodinium natans is the source of this 1017-nucleotide messenger RNA. Lineage: Eukaryota; Dinophyceae; Suessiales; Symbiodiniaceae. The record is from the annotation of a GenBank genome assembly.
AUGGAGCGGCAGCGAUUCGAGGUGGGGGAUUAUGUGCGCGUGACCGUCAAGGCACAGGAGUGGCAGUACUUGAAUGGCAGCAUUGGGCGUAUCAUAGAAGCGCCGUCAGACGAUGCCAUGGAUGAUGCUGACCCGCGUUACAAAGUUGAGUGUGGCGCUGUGGCCGGUUGCCACCGCGGGAAGGUUCAUAACAAACUCUUUGUGAAGAAGAUCAAGGCAUCAAACCUGUCGGUGCUUCACGGCCAUGAUUUUCGUUCAUCCGAUCUUCAGAUCGGGGACUUUGUUGAAAUACAUGGCCUUGAGUCAAUCACAGGAUCCAUGCUGAACCAUCUUCGAGGAGAGGUAGUCUCCCUCCCCGCGGACGUCGCGGAGGGACGGCACGGAGUCUGCGUAGGCUCCCUGAAGGCCAAGAGCAUUGCAGACGCCGACACAGCAACCUGGAUCAAGAGCAUCAAGAAGAAGAACUUGCGAAAGCUCCCACGAGAGGCUUGUGCGCUUCUGGACCUCAAGAGGCUUGCCGCAGAAACAGUGGCCGAGUGCCAAUAUGUUUGGAGCGGCGUAGAUACACAGAAGGCUUAUUGCGGUGCCUGCUGCACAAAGCAGAAAAUCCAGGUACAUGUCAAAGCGAUUGAGGCAGUGGGCGAUAGUCUUAAGCUCAUUAUCGGCGAGCCUUCUGGUCAACCAGAAGCUGAGGUUUUCACUCGAUGCGUGAAAGAUGCCGGCCUUACUGUUGUGGACGUUCGAAAAACAGGAGAGGCGGUUCCUGUGCCUUCAGAGUGGGAGUCCCUCGUUCCGAACGUGUCAGUGUGUUUGGCGGUGGUUUCGCCAGCUGCUGUGCCUGCGAGCACAAAACGCCUGAAAGAGCAGCCAGUUCACGCAAAGUCUUUAGAAUCUAUGUUUCGGCCUCAUCUUGGGCAAGGAGGUGCAGCAUUUGUCUUCUCGAAUGGCAUUCCACCAGACUAUGAUGCUGAAGUGAGUUCAGACCACGUCAUCACAAAAAGUUCGAUGUUCGAGUGA